AUGUUUCAUCUAUACGAAUUAUUAAUGUUCUUUUUGAGGAACCCGCGAGACAAGUAUGAGGAGGAUUUCCUAGGACCCAUUUUCCUUCACUUCAAUGGAAAAAAUUAUUACAGACGAGAUAUGAUUAUUAACAAUCGACGAGGGGAAAAACUCAAGUGCUCCUUCUUUACCCCAUUUAAUUAUAAUGAAAAUACACCUUGUGUUAUUUAUACUCAUUCGAGUUGUAGCUGCCAGCUGGAGGCACUGGACGUCUUGCAUAUUCUUCUUAUUUGCGAGUGCUCAAUUUUUUCUUAUGACUGUUCGGGGUGUGGGUUGUCCGACGGUUACUUUUCUACUAGUGGCUGGAAUGAAUCCCAAGACCUCUUUCUCAUUCUGCACCACUUGAGGAAUGUAGAGCACGUGAAAAACUUCGCCCUCUGGGGGAAGUACUCGGGUGCAGUCAGCUCCAUCAUCGCUGCGUCUCUGGACGCCAACAUUAAGUUGCUGAUCGUGGACUCCCCGUACGUGUCCCUGACCGAGCUGUACAAGACCACGUUCCACCUGAGCGCCAAGGGAAAGGGAGAAAUUAUUUUUAAGAACAUCUGCCUAUACUUUGCAAAAAGGAAAAUAAAAAAAAAGUUCCAUUACGACAUAGAAAAUAUAUGCCCAAUUUUCUUCAUCGAAAAUGUAACCAUCCCCACGAUAUAUAUAAUCUCACGGAAUGACAAAGUGGUUCACCCAGCCCACAGUCUAUACCUAGCAUACAAGCAGAAGAGUGAGCAAAAAAUUAUUUACACAUGUGAAAAGGCAGCCCAUGCAUACGAAUCCUUUUCAUAUGAUAAUAAAUUAACAGCAGCCAUCCGCACGGUCUUAUUUGGAACAGAAAAAGCAGAUAUAAAAAAUGUGUUCAGUCUAUAUACAUACAUGAGAGUUUUUAAUGGACUCAUGGAAAAAUAUUCGCAUGAGUUUUGCUUCAUUGAUUCGUUAAUUAAAAAAAAGUUGUGUAAAAAAAAUAAAAUAAUUGACAAGGUGAAGCGCUUCAUAUGUUUCAAGUACCAAUCGGCGGAUUCCCUCUCUUCAUCCAGCUGCUUCAACCAAUCCACCAUCGAUUCUAUCCGUCAUGCGAAUACGACAAGCGAAAAUGACUACAUGCAUUACGAGCCAUCCAAGAAUGACCUGUGUUGGAAAUACAAAAGUGUAUCAGGUGAACAGACCGAACGAGACAAUCACGGUCUGAGCGAAGAACAGGAUGCACGAGACCAUCACGGUCUGAGCGAAGAACAGGACGAACGAGACAAUCACGGACUGGAGGACGAAUAUGAAUACCCAUUUGGCGAUGAUCACGAUGAACACGAUUUUAUGGGUCGCCAGGAUUCAACAGAGAACCUACUUGAUGCAUCUGCCCUCAAAGGCUACGAUGCGAAUAACGUACCGGCGUUCAGGUCAACAUAUCACCCAGGCGAGCAAUUGGGACACAGGCGGUUAAACCUAAUGCACAUGAAAAGCGCACGAAGUUCCCUCAAGUCAAAAAAGAAGAACACGUACAAGAAAUCCCUAACGUGGGACACCAAGCUACAGAGUGCCAUCACCUAUUCCAAGGAGGACUGCCCCUUCGAGCUGCUAAAAAGUUAG
Molecule: messenger RNA, 1611 nt
Organism: Plasmodium fragile
Lineage: Eukaryota; Apicomplexa; Aconoidasida; Haemosporida; Plasmodiidae
Exons: 5
Coding region: 1-1611 (536 amino acids)
Source: RefSeq, a predicted model, not a curated record